Molecule: messenger RNA, 1465 nt
Organism: Nanorana parkeri
Lineage: Eukaryota; Metazoa; Chordata; Amphibia; Anura; Dicroglossidae
Product: olfactomedin-4-like
Exons: 5
Coding region: 1-1398 (465 amino acids)
Biological process (GO): signal transduction
Source: RefSeq, a predicted model, not a curated record
AUGCUGUCCCUCCUGAUCUUUACUGUGGGCUUGCUGCAAAGUCAUGCAAUAAACACCACCGGCAUAGAGAAUGAACAGGGUGGCUGCCAGUGUUCUGUCAUCCUUCCCGACAAUACAUUCCCAGCAGAUCGUCUGGAAGUUCUAGAGAUAUCCAGCCGGGAAAUGAGCUUCAGUGUCCAACAGGAGAUCACCAAGAUAAAAAGUUACCAAGCCUCAUUGACUGAGUACGUACAGAAGCUGAAGAACCUGACCCGUCGUGUGGAGAUAAUUGAGCUGGGUGGUGUCUCUUACACUGAACUGGACUUUGAGCUCCUUAAACUGGAAAUCAGAGAAAUGGAGUCUUUGGUGAUCAAGUUCAAAAACUCCUUCGAUGGAUCCAACACCUUGGUGGAAUCACUCUUUGUGGAGAUCCAUAAUAUCUCAGUCAUGGUGAACCAGCUGGAGUCAUACGACAAGAAUAACGUCUUGGCCGUAAGACGGGAAAUUGCCUCUCUGCGUAAGAAACUGGAGGAGUGCGAGAAAAAUCAAGGUGUUCCAACUCCUCCUCCUGUCAGUUAUGGUACCUGCAAACACGGCAGUCUUAAAAACAUCAGCAAGCCAUUUGUGGUGCAGUUGAACUGGCUAGGAUUCAACUACAAGUUCGGAGGUUGGGGCAAGGACUCUUUUGUAGGUGCUGGUCAGGAUGUACACUGGGUGGCCCCUCUAACCACAGAUGCUCGCACCAUGAACAUCUUGAGAUUAUACCCUACCUAUGAUGAUCUCUUGCUCUACAAGAGACCCACAGAUAAAGUUCUCACCAAGACUCUGUCUUACAACAAUAUUGACUAUUCCGGCUGUGGGCAAGGUGGUGGUAUGAUCUUGUUCAACAACUCCAUGUAUUACAACUGCUACAACACCAGGGACAUCUGCAAAUACAAUGUGGACACUGGUGCACUAGAGAGGAAAACGCUCACAGAUGCCACCUUCAACAACCGCUUCUCCUAUGCAUCGUCUCUCUGGCAAGACAUUGACCUUGCUAGCGAUGAAGAUGGUGUUUGGGCCAUCUCCUCUACGGAGGGGAAUUCUGGAAACAUCGUCAUAAGUAAGCUCAACUCAACCACUCUAACCGUGGAGAAAAGUUGGUCUACUGCCCAGUACAAACCUGCUGUUACCAACGCUUUCAUGGUUUGUGGGGUCCUGUAUGCAACUAGAACCCUCAGCACCCGAAAGGAGGAAAUAUUCUAUAUGUAUGACACCAGGACAAGCACAGAGGAGAAAAUCAGCAUUGUCCUUGACAAGAUGAUGGAGAAUGUACAGAGUGUGAGCUACAACCCUAAUGAUCACAAGCUCUUCAUGUACAAUGAUGGCUACUUGGUUACUUAUGAUCUUGCCUUCAAGCCACAGGAAAAUGCUAUGUAAAACUUUCCAUAACUAAAUGAAAUGUAAUUCCUCUUAAAACCCCCUAUUUGGUUUUAGGCAGAUGACA